AUGGCGUGGUUAGGGGAGAGGUCAUGUGGUCUUGGAGACGUGUACAAGACGCUACGUGGAAGAGCAGCUGGAAACUCUCUUGGUUCCCCAGCUGGAAACUCUCUUGGUUCCCCAGCUGGAAACAUCCUUGGUUCCCCAGCUGGAAACAUCCUUGGUUCCCCAGCUGGAAACACUCUUCGUUCCCCAGCUGGAAACAUCCUUGGUUCCCCAGCUGGAAACAUCCUUGGUUCCCCAGCUGGAAACAUCCUUGGUUCCCCAGCUGGAAACAUCCUUGGUUCCCCAGCUGGAAACAUCCUUGGUUCCCCAGCUGGAAACUCCCUUGGUUCCCCAGCUGGAAACUCUCUUGGUUCCCCAGCUGGAAACUCUCUUGGUUCCCCAGCUGGAAACUCUCUUGGUUCCCCAGCUGGAAACUCCCUUGGUUCCCCAGCUGGAAACUCUUGGUUCCCCAGCUGGAAACAUCCUUGGUUCCCCAGCUGGAAACUCUCCUUGGUUCCCCAGCUGGAAAAACUCCUUGGUUCCCCAGCUGCAAACUCUCUUGGUUCCCCAGCUGGAAACAUCCUUGGUUCCCCAGCUGGAAACAUCCUUGGUUCCCCAGCUGGAAACUCUCUUGGUUCCCCAGCUGGAAACAUCCUUGGUUCCCCAGCUGGAAACUCUCUUGGUUCCCCAGCUGGAAACAUCCUUGGUUCCCCAGCUGGAAACUCCCCUUGGUUCCCCAGCUGGAAACUCUCUUGGUUCCCCAGCUGGAAACAUCCUUGGUUCCCCAGCUGA
Procambarus clarkii (red swamp crayfish) is the source of this 768-nucleotide messenger RNA. Lineage: Eukaryota; Metazoa; Arthropoda; Malacostraca; Decapoda; Cambaridae. The record is from RefSeq and is a predicted model, not a curated record.